Messenger RNA from Chlorocebus sabaeus (green monkey), 2586 nucleotides. NCBI's taxonomy places the organism in Eukaryota, Metazoa, Chordata, Mammalia, Primates, Cercopithecidae. The record is from RefSeq and is a predicted model, not a curated record.
GCCCGCGCCUCCCCGCGCGUAGGUGUGCGGCGCGCUCCUGGCGAGGACGGAGCGAGCAGAUCUCGCGUGCGCUCGCCGCCAGGCGCAGCCCAGCCCGGCCCCCGCCUGGCGCCGCGAGCCGAGGUGUCUCCCGCGCCCGCGCCCGUGUCGCCGCCGUGCCCGCGAGCGGGAGCCGAAGUCGCCGCCGCCCGAGCGCAGCCGAGCGCACGCCGAGCCCGUCCGCCGCCGCCAUGGCCACCACGGUGACCUGCACCCGCUUCACCGACGAGUACCAGCUCUACGAGGAUAUUGGCAAGGGGGCUUUCUCUGUGGUCCGACGCUGUGUCAAGCUCUGCACCGGCCAUGAGUAUGCAGCCAAGAUCAUCAACACCAAGAAGCUGUCAGCCAGAGAUCACCAGAAGUUGGAGAGAGAGGCUCGGAUCUGCCGCCUUCUGAAGCAUUCCAAUAUCGUGCGUCUCCACGACAGCAUCUCCGAGGAGGGCUUCCACUACCUGGUCUUCGAUCUGGUCACUGGUGGGGAGCUCUUUGAAGACAUUGUGGCGAGAGAAUACUACAGCGAGGCUGAUGCCAGUCACUGCAUCCAGCAGAUCCUGGAGGCCGUUCUCCAUUGUCACCAAAUGGGGGUCGUCCACAGAGACCUCAAGCCAGAGAACCUGCUCCUGGCCAGCAAGUGCAAAGGGGCUGCAGUGAAGCUGGCAGACUUCGGCCUGGCUAUCGAGGUGCAGGGGGACCAGCAGGCGUGGUUUGGGUUCGCUGGCACACCAGGCUACCUGUCCCCUGAGGUCCUUCGCAAAGAGGCGUAUGGCAAGCCCGUGGACAUCUGGGCAUGUGGGGUGAUCCUGUACAUCCUGCUCGUGGGCUACCCACCCUUCUGGGACGAAGACCAGCACAAGCUGUACCAGCAGAUCAAGGCCGGCGCCUACGACUUCCCGUCCCCCGAAUGGGACACCGUCACUCCUGAAGCCAAAAACCUAAUCAACCAGAUGCUGACCAUCAACCCUGCCAAGCGCAUCACAGCCCAUGAGGCCCUGAAGCAUCCGUGGGUCUGCCAACGUUCCACGGUAGCCUCCAUGAUGCACAGACAGGAGACUGUGGAGUGUCUGAAAAAGUUCAAUGCCAGGAGAAAGCUCAAGGGAGCCAUCCUCACCACCAUGCUGGCCACACGGAAUUUCUCAGUGGGCAGACAGACCACCGCUCCGGCCACAAUGUCCACCGCGGCCUCCGGCACCACCAUGGGGCUGGUGGAACAAGCCAAGAGUUUACUCAACAAGAAAGCAGAUGGAGUCAAGCCCCAGACGAAUAGCACCAAAAACAGUGCAGCCGCCACCAGCCCCAAAGGGACGCUUCCUCCUGCCGCCCUGGAGCCUCAAACCACCGUCAUCCAUAACCCAGUGGACGGGAUUAAGGAGUCUUCUGACAGUGCCAACACCACCAUAGAGGAUGAAGACGCUAAAGCCCCCAGGAUCUCUGACAUCCUGAACUCUGUGAGAAGGGGCUCAGGAACCCCAGAAGCCGAGGGCCCCCUCUCAGCGGGGCCCCUGCCCUGCCUGUCUCCGGCUCUCCUAGGCCCCCUACCCUCCCCGUGUAAGUAGUGGCCCCAGGCCUGCCGCCUCUGCUGCCGGACAGCUCCCUGCGAAUGGCCGGCGCUUAGCAGCUUCCCACCUGCCUGCACGGCCCAGCUAACCUUCCCCCGGCGCCGCAGCCUGGCGUCCUGCCCUGGUGGGGCUUCCUGUGGGCUCUCACCCUAACCAGCAGAGCAGCUCCUGGCUUCUCCCUUAGGGGCCCAGCCCCUUACACGGUUCCUGCUCCCACUGCUACUCCCCGCUCGCUGUCCAGCCCCAGGCCCCUCCCAAAAGGGUCUGUCUGGCCCCCCUGAGGCCCCCCAUGUCCCUAGACCCUCUCUGCUCAUCACUGUCCCAGCCCCAGACUUCACACCCACCCAGGGGCCCUGCCCAUGGUGCCCAGGAGCCUGCACUCAGGGCCACCCUGGUUCCUGAUGUGACCCCAACCCCUGAGUGCCCUUCCUCAGUCUAGGGGGCUGAGGAAGGUGCCAGAACUGAAACCCCAGCCAGGGUCCCUGGGGCUCACGAACAAGGGGAUAGUAUGGACAAUCAUAAGCCUGGGCUCCGCUGACCUGGGCUGUCCUCAUGGGGCCAGGCCAGGCCUCCUCUGUACCGCCCGUGACUCCCACCUCUCCCUGUAACCCUGUCCAGCGUUCCUCAAGGGCCACUUACCUGACAGCUUCUUGCUGGCCAGCAGCCUCUCCCUGGAGUGUGCCCUCUGCCCACAGCAGCUUCAGCCCAUGCCACCCGACAGCCAGAGCGUCUACCCUUCACUCCUGCAGCCUCCUCUUCACGCACCACGCUGUCCCCAGCAGCACCCUCUGUCCUCCUGUCUCCCUCUGUCUCCCCAUAUCCCCCUUGGUCACCCUACAACCUCUCUACCCACUUCCGUCCCCCUAAGUUCACCCUCUAUCCCUACAUCCUCCUCUGUCCCCCAAAUUCCCCUCUUUCCCUCAUGUUUCUGUUUUCCUCCCCAAACUCCACUCUGUCCCUCACAUUCUCCCUCUGUCCCCCACACCCCUUC